Messenger RNA from Mugil cephalus (flathead mullet), 4520 nucleotides. RefSeq names its product interleukin 17 receptor D (gene il17rd). The record is from RefSeq and is a predicted model, not a curated record. The coding region runs from base 38 to 2521 and encodes 827 amino acids. Gene Ontology annotation, molecular function: interleukin-17 receptor activity; protein binding. Lineage: Eukaryota; Metazoa; Chordata; Actinopteri; Mugiliformes; Mugilidae. The transcript is spliced from 16 exons.
CUCCUGGAGCUCAGAGCUGCUCAGACUUGAGGGAGGAAUGGCGGCCCCUCGCAGUGUCUUCGCCUCUCUCUGCGGCUUCUUUCUGCUUUUAUAUUUCUCUUGUGGAUCUACGACCUCGGGAAACCGGAGAGGGAACCAGGAGCGAUGCGGGUUCAAGGUGCAGUCUGGUGCAGAUGGAGGCCGCAGGUUGGCCGUCACCUUCAGAGCAGACAACUGCUCAUUAAACUACCCACUGGGAAAACAUGUCAUCCACGAAGUCGCCAACAUUUCCUUCAGUCAUCUGGCCUGUGAGGACCAGGCCGCCGUGGUCGUCCACUGGUCCGCAAGUCCACUAGGCAUCGAACACGUCAAAGGCUUCAGGGUUUAUCUGGAGGACAAGAAUCCAGAAGGGAAACAGUGUCAGCACCUCAUCCUCAAAGACCCGCGGCAGCUCAACUUCUCCUACAGGAGCACGAAGAUGAGCAGUCAGCCGUUCAGUGGUUUGACUUUCGACACCGACUACAUGGUCCGCGUCGUUCCUUUCCCGUCUCUGAUGAACGAGAGUUUCUUCCCUCCGUCCUUCCUCAAGACCAACUCGUGUGAAAUCCUCCUCGGCUCAGACAACCUGGUCUGUAAACCAUACUGGAAGCCAAAGACCCUGAACGUGUCUCAGCUCGGGUCAAACCUCCACGUGUCGUUCGAUCAGGCUCCAGCCUCCUUCGGCUUCCACUUCUACUACUUGUACUACAAACUGCGGCAGGACGGACCCUUCAAACUGCAGCGCUGCAAACCGGACGUGAACCAACCCAGAACAACCUGCAUCCUCCAGGACGUCACUCCAGGGACCUACGCUCUAGAGCUGCGAGAUGACACUAACACAACCCGGAGGCAAACUCAGUACCACGUCAGCCAGGUCCACUCCCCCUGGGCGGGGCCUAUCCGUGCCAUGGCCAUCACGGUGCCUCUGGUCAUCAUGUCGGCCUUUGCCACACUCUUCACUGUCAUGUGUCGCAAGAAACAGCAAGAAAACAUCUACAGUCAGCUGGACGAGGAGAGCAGCGAGUCGUCCAAUCACAGCGCGGCGUUGAACGCAGAGCGACCGUGGCCCCGCCCCAAAGUUUUCAUCUGUUACUCCAACAGAGACUGUCCGAAACACACCAGCGUCAUCCAGAGCUUCGCCUACUUCCUGCAGGACUUCUGUGGCUGCGAGGUGGUGUUGGACCUGUGGGAACACCUGGAGAUGUGCAAAGAGGGUCAGAUGUCGUGGCUCAGCAGGCAGCUGGACGAAGCAAAUUUCAUCAUCACUGUCUGCUCCAAAGGCCUACGCUACUAUGUGGAGAAGAAGAGCCGCAGAGGGAAGACGCCAGUCAGUCGUCGCGGUAACAGCGGCUACUCUCCAGCCGGCGGGUCAGGUGAUAUGUUCAUUGCGAGCGUGGCCAUGAUCGCAGAGAAGCUGCGUCUGGCGAAGCAGACGGAGAGGGGCGGGGCUCUGGAGCUGAGCCGCUACAUGAACGUUUACUUUGACUAUUCGGCGGAGAGCGACAUCCCCACCGUCCUGAGUCUGGCUCCCAGGUUCAAGCUGAUGGACCAGCUGCCUCAACUCUUCAGUCGCCUCCACUCCAGUCCGUCCAGUCUGGCCGAGAGAGAGCAGCAGCAGCCGCUCAACAUCUCCAGGAGGAACUACUUCAGGAGCAAGUCUGGGCGCUCGCUCUACGUGUCCAUCUGCAACAUGCACCAGCACAUCAGCCAGAACCCCGACUGGUUCGAGCAGCAGCUGGCUCCUGCAGGAGGCUCCUCUUCAUCCUCCUCGUCUUCUUCCAAACACGCUCCUCUCCCCCCUGGCCCGGCUCCAAGCCCUCCCCCAAAGCAGCUGUGCUCCCCCUCGUCCUCUCAGCUGGAGCAGAGGUUUGACUCUGGCCUGGUGCUGAACGAGGUGGUGGUGAGGACGCCUUCUCUGGAGGACGAGGACGGAGCGGCGCGGACUAACCAGCUGCUCCUGGCCCCUGGCUCUAGUCCCAGCCUCCACCGUGGCCCUAGUCCCAGUCCUGGUCUGGGUUCACGCCCAGAUCUUUGUCCCAGUCCAGUCCUGCCACAUUGCUCUUUGUCCAUGAUGGGACCAUCAUCAAGGUCCACGUCUGGAAUAUCAGGGCUUUUACCUGAGGAGUCUUCCUCCUCCUCCUCCUCCUCUUCCUCCUCCUCAGCCCCCUCCAUCCUCCAGGACGGUGUAUGUCAUGCCCCCGUCCAGACAGACGAUGGUCGUCUCUCCACUCCAGAUGUCCCACCUCCUCGCGAUUCAGGCAUCUACGAUUCAUCUGUUCCCUCCUCUGAGCUUUCCAUCCCCCUGAUGGAGGAUCUGUCACAUGACCAGGCAGACUGCUGCUCAUUGGCUGAGAGCGAGUCAUCCUCCUCUGGCCUCGGUGACGAGGAGCCUCCUGCUGUCACUUCGCUACACUGCAGCGCCGCCACCGUCUGUAAAGCCGAGCUUCACCACCACCUUCACCUGGAACACAGCGACGCUCUCUCACCUGUGGCAUCACUGUAGGGGACGGUGCCGGCCAAUCAGAUGAGGGCUGGCCCAAUGACAUCAUCACUAAAAUGUUGAAUAUACUGAUUAAUAUACUUAUUAAUUAGAAGGAGGAGCUUGUCAUCGUUGUGGAAACGUAACUAGAAAAAUUAACUGCCACUGUGGAGAACUGUUCUAGAACUGGUCCUUAGUAACUACGGUAACCACUGCGCUAAAGAACAGAUUCGGUUGCUGCUGGGUUCUAGAACUCCCCCUCCUCGUGACCAUGGUGGCGGCCCUGGUACCAUGGUAACCACUGGAUGGAAGAACACUGGCAGAGGACAGCAGGGUUCUAGAACCCUCGGUUGCCUUGGUAACUUGGGCAACGCUGCUUCCUGAGGUGACUUGUAACGUUUCAGUAACUAUGGUAACUAUUGCCAGUCCCCAGCAUUUAUGGUAAGCACUGUAUUCGACAACACUGCCUCCCUGGUAUCUAUGGCAACCACAGACUUUUUUUUGAAUACUGCUUCCGGAAACUAUGGUAACCACUGAGUCGUAGAUCGCUACUUCCUGGUGACUACGGUAACCACCAAAUUCAAGGACACUAUUUUCAGGUAACUAUGAAAACCACUGGGUUCUAGAAACACUACUUUCCAGAAACUAUGGUUACCACUUCCUAAAACACUACGUCCAGUUGUCACAGUCCUAGAGCUCUACUUCCCAGUGACUAUGGCAACCAUAGCAUCCACAACACUGGUGUGUGUUGACAGGUGCAGGUGCUUUGAGUGUUUUUGAAGGACGAGAUCUACAGAUGCUGGUAAAGCUGUUCAAACCAAAGACGGCGUUGACUCUGCGCUGUGAUUGGCUGGUAGACGGCUGACUUGUGUAUGAGCUGAUGUUUGGUGCCAAACUGUUUGUUAGGACACUUUUUUUUUGAUACAGAAAGUGCAAGAAGACACGGGUUUAGAUGUUUCCCUGCAACAACAUCCAAUGGGAUCGAAGCGUGGCUACAGUACAGGACAUAUUCUAACAUCAGUAUUCUAACACCAGCUAAACAUGAAACAACUUGGAGAAAACUGUUUUAAUGUAAAUGUGCCUUUUUUUAAUCAAGAGAAGCAUCUUUCAUUAUAAAGGGAAACCGUAUUAAAGCUUUUUAUUCUCCAUCUUUUAUCAAUGUAUCCAAUUAUUUUAAAUUCUUCCACCAUUGGAGACGUCGUGAGUUCGUCAGAGCAGCCGUGACGACUCCUGUCUAAUCAUUAACUGUUGGUACUAAAACCUGAUAAUGUGAUGUAAAACGGAGGAAGAGAGUUAUUUAUCUGAACUAAAACUUUCCUUAUAUUUUUAGUCAUAAAAUCCACACCAUAAUAUUCAAACUCAUCCUAGAAGAUAUUUGUCUGUAGCAUGGUUUCUGUUUUUGAGCUUGUAUAGUAUUAACUAUUAAUGUUACAUUUAUUAGUUGCAUACAUAUUUCUAUUCUUUUCUAAUGUUGUUGCAGGAGGCACAAAGACAAGGGCAUUACAGAAAAGUGACACUUUGCCCAUUUCUAUCAGAGAAAAUAAAAGCAUGUUUAAGCAAAACCACGAAACAGUAAUUCAAGUCGUAAUUCAGAGAAAUUUUCACUUAAUUGGAGAUUUGUUUUUGAACGAUCCCCAGCUUUUUAAAUCUUUUCCUGGCAGUAGUUGGUUUCUGAACUCUUUCCAUUCAUUCCUGGUUUAUUUUUCAUAAUAAUAAAAGGACUCUCAAUGAUUGCAGUCAUUUUUUUUUUUGUCUCUGGAUCAAGAACCAUGACUUUUAAGUUUUAUUAAAUUCAGUUUUCUGUCUCAAAUGUUGGAGUUGCUGCCGAAGGCCGAGCGUCGACCACCAGCUUUGUUGGAAGAGAAGGUUUAGUUUCCUACUCUGUAAAUAUUACCUUUAUUUUUCUCUGGAAGUGUCUGGUCUGUUUCAGUUUUGUAUAGCUAGUGUUUUUCUACAUAGUUUUAUUUUGGACAUGUACUGUUUUAUAGUACUUUAAUGUAGGAAAUAAAUCCAUCUCAUAAAA